Messenger RNA from Dinoponera quadriceps, 435 nucleotides. RefSeq lists its product as uncharacterized. The transcript has 2 exons. Lineage: Eukaryota; Metazoa; Arthropoda; Insecta; Hymenoptera; Formicidae. Bases 1 to 435 code for a protein of 144 amino acids. The record is from RefSeq and is a predicted model, not a curated record.
AUGAUUGUCACGAUCUAUAUGAACGACUUGAUUAUACCCUCGAUAAACCUACAAGACGGACUAUCGCGACUUAAGUUGGUAUUGGAAACGGCGAGACAUGUAGUAGAAAAUGGAAAUAUCACGCUGUCAGAUAAAAAGACUUAUGCUGUAAAGCAUUUUCCGAAGCCGAUGAACGUACGUUCUGUACAAAGUUUUUUGGACCUAACAGAGUAUUUUCAAAAAUUUAUACCUCAAUAUUCGCUUAUACCACGACCGUUAGCGGAGUUAUUACAAAACGAAGUAGAUUUUAAAUUCGGGAAAGAACAGGAACAGGCGUUCGAGCAACUGAAGAUAGCUUUGAGCCGAAAGCCUGUCUUGUGUUUAUAUUGUCCGACAGCAGAAACAGAAUUGCACACUGAUGUGUCGGCUUCAAGAUUUGGUGCAGUAUUGCUAUAA